CACGGAAGUAGAAACCUUGCUGAGUGGUGGUGACGCAUAUCACUCGGGGUACAAUCGUCACUCGGUAGGGGAUACUGUCCAUUGAUCAGUUUGGAGGGUGUAUACAGUAUUGUUUAUUUGAACAGGAACCAUGAAACUGCUUCUGUCCAUCCUUGUCACUUUUGCCUGUCUGUACUUCCGGUGUGGAGCGGAAAUGAUGAUGGUGGAGGAGGAAAUAAGCAUACAACAAGUAAUACGGAAGUACAUACCGACAUACACGGGGUCAAAGGUGAUGGGGUCACGGUCUGGUGAUCCGUUCGGGAAUGCUACGUCAUGCGGACCACCACAGGCGAAGAUCGUUAUGACGUGGAAACCAACAACGGUUGUCAUUGGAGAAUCGCUGAGUGUCAACAUACAGAUGAUAGCCCCUGCUGAUUUGGUUAACGGAACUGGUACAGCAAAUAUUUACAUUGCGGGAGAAUCUACGCCAUUUGCUGGGUUUUCAUUUGACGGCGGAUGUGAAACCCUCAAAAAACAAGGCAUAACUGGAUUGACCUGUCCUAUCAAAAAGAACGAUCAGAUCAAGAUGCACUAUACUGUGCCGGAAUCUGCCACCCAGAAAUUGAUGACGGGCCAUUUCGUUAUUAAAGUGAAGGUACAAAAUGACAAGAAGCAGGAGUUUGCCUGUGUGAGGGUCGACGUCAAAGUCGCGGGCAGUAAGACAGUUGUGAUGUAAGGACUAUCAUGGCAUCAACCUAAAUACCUGAACACAGCUGAUGUUUCCGUGAAAAUUUCCAAUUUUCCUCGAUUUUUAUACGAAAGAACCAACCCAACUUGUAUACAUGUUACAUACCCCCAAUGUGGAGAUUGCCUCUUCAAUGUUAAAAGCAAUCCCCUGUGUUUGAGAAAUAUAUUUUGUUGUGAAAGAGGAGAAAACCGACGUUUAUUGUAUGUGUUUGUUUAUACUUGUUAGUCGUUAGCGACUUUCAAAUAAAUUCUACUAUCAAAGAAGAAA
Mizuhopecten yessoensis (Yesso scallop) is the source of this 994-nucleotide messenger RNA. RefSeq lists its product as uncharacterized. The record is from RefSeq and is a predicted model, not a curated record. The transcript has 6 exons. NCBI's taxonomy places the organism in Eukaryota, Metazoa, Mollusca, Bivalvia, Pectinida, Pectinidae. The coding region runs from base 131 to 715 and encodes 194 amino acids.